UCAUGGAGGAGAGAUCAUGAUGACAGCGGGACUACGAAUGUAUGCCUGUGAUCUCACACUGGAUCCAAACACAGCAAACCCCCGACUCAUUCUGUCUGAUAACAACAGGAAGAUCACACGUGUGGAAGAUCAUCAGCCGUAUCCUGAUCAUCCAGAGAGAUUUGAUGCUGUUCCUCAGGUUCUGUGUGUUGAGAGUCUGACUGGACGCUGUUACUGGGAGGCUGAAUGGAGCGGAGAUUAUGCUGUUAUAUCAGUGUCAUAUAAAAGAAUCAACAGGAAAGGAUGGAGUGACUGUUGGUUUGGAUCCAAUGACAAAUCCUGGAGUCUGAGCUGCUCUGGUAACAGUUUCACUGUCCAUCACAAUAACAACUACACUGAUAUACCUGUUCAUUCAUCCUCUAAGAGAGCAGGAGUGUAUGUAGACGUGUCGGCCAGCACUCUGUCCUUCUACAGCAGCUCUGAUGCACACAAACUCACACACUUACACACAUUCAACACCACAUUCACUGAACCCCUCUGUGCUGGAUUUUGGGUUGGUGAUGAUUCCUCAUUGUCUCUGUGUGAUAUUAAACAGCCUCCUGUGAGAAUCAUCAGUGAUCAGCACAUCACCGGGUGAGUAAAAUACUGUGACUAAUGAAAUAAUACUGUGACUGUGACUAAUAGUUCAGGGUUCUGUGCUUCAUUUGAUGUAAUACCAGAUCUUCUAAUCUUGAUAAUUCCUCUCGGGCAAAUGUCGUUUUCUAAGUGCAC
Messenger RNA from Labeo rohita (rohu), 750 nucleotides. Its product is annotated as stonustoxin subunit beta. Bases 17 to 616 code for a protein of 199 amino acids. NCBI's taxonomy places the organism in Eukaryota, Metazoa, Chordata, Actinopteri, Cypriniformes, Cyprinidae. The record is from RefSeq and is a predicted model, not a curated record. The transcript is spliced from 2 exons. Gene Ontology annotation, molecular function: protein binding.